Molecule: messenger RNA, 1382 nt
Organism: Medioppia subpectinata
Lineage: Eukaryota; Metazoa; Arthropoda; Arachnida; Sarcoptiformes; Oppiidae
Source: the annotation of a GenBank genome assembly
AAGUGAUAUAACUGUUAAUAAUGGAAAGUCAACACAUAAGUCCCAUAUCAAAGAGAUACAGGGCUUUCUUAACCGUCAUGAUGUGUAUCGCAUACUUUCUUUAUGCAUUUAACAACUAUCAAACCGGUCAAUCAAUUUCGGAUUUCCAAAAGAUAUAUGACGCCCCGUUUGAGCGCAUUUCAUACGCUAAUACUGUCCGCUCAUUUGCCUACGCUAUCGGAGCCCUAAAUGGUUUCUUAAUAAACAUGGCAAACAAGCAGAUAAUAAUAAUGGUGUACUUUGUGGUGGUUGGGUUGACACAGAUGUUGGUCACAUACCUGAAGUAUGUGCCCGUACUAUACCUGGACUACGCUAUCAACGGUUUCGUGUCGGGAGCCCUCGAACUCAUCACAAACGUGUGGACGAUAGAGAUGUGGGCCGAGGAGUGCGGUCCGUACGUACAGGCGGUACACUUCGGGGGCAGUGUGUCGGCCAUUAUAACGCCGCAGAUAUUCGCCCCGUUUAUCACUGGCCCCGGAUCUACACACGAGUCGCGCAUUAAUAUCCCGUACCUGGCGUUGGGCGCGGCGUCCAUAGCGUUUGGCCUAUUCAUGGGCCUUACCUACUUUUUCCAGAAGUAUGUGCCCCGCAAAGUGCACAGCAACUUCCGGGUGGACGUAACUGAGGGCAAGUAUACGCAAAAGUUUCGCGAAUGGAAUUCCGUGUUUGUGGCCGAACUCUGGCCAUCGCUGCCCAAACACUUCAUAAUCGUUUUGUGCGGUUUUAUGGUCUCCAUUGCGCUCACCAUUCAAUGGUCACAAUUCACGUACAUUGUGUCGUACGCCGAGAAGUCGAGUCUACAGCUGAGUACAGUGACAGCCGGUUAUAUGAACACCGCGAUCGCCGCGUCACUACUGGCCAGUCGGGCCUUUAUGAUAGGAUUUGCCAAACUAUCGUUUGUCACUCCUAAACGGAUCAACUUUGUCUGCUAUGUCCUACUAUUGGCGGCUGAAAUAUUGUAUCUCAUUUUUACCGACAUUAAUGUAAUUGGGGUUUGGGUCGCGGACUGCAUAUACGGCAUCGGUUUGGGACCCGUAAUGGCCGGCGCUUUUCAAUUAGCCGAAGAGUGCUGUCCACUCACAGAUCUAAUGGGCGUAUUGUUUAUAUUUAUGGGCGGAUUGACCACUUCGUUCACACCCCUAAUCCUGGCCUCAACGAUGGACGUCAACCCACAGACACUAAACUAUGUCAAUAUAUUCUUCAUCGGUUCGGCUAUUAUUCUAGUUUUGGUCAUUUAUGGCGUCGGCAGAAGAUUUGUGAGACCUAAAGAGGUCGACAAAACCGAUGUCAACCGCAAUAGUAUUGUUCUCGAAGUGAUUACAUCCACUGCCGGCAGCAGAUUA